AUGGCCAGCUCGUACCCCCGCAAUGACUCACCUUCCAGCGACGAGACUACCUCCGUGUUGGGGACCGGCUUAACGACUCGGCAUCUCGAGGCUUUUGGCCGCAAAGUCACGACCACGGCUGGCCAUCUCAUAGGCCCGAUGCAGGACACUCCCAGAGGAACGCACUAUCACUCUGCCGUCAAUGACAUUCGUAAAGAGCUGCGUCGCCCGUCGAUGCAGCGGAGGAUGUUUUCUCUGGCUCAGACCACCCCCACGGACCUCGUCCGAUCGAAACUAUCCACAUCUGAAAUCCAAACUCGCGCCCUCUCGUCCCUCUCGGAUGAUUUGCUAGCCAACAUUCCGGAGGACACGAGCACCUACUCUUUGUUUCAAGGGUUCCAGGCCUCGAUGCCCGAAGAAAUUUACGAGAUAGAUAACAAGAUUGCAAAUUUGCAAAGAAAGAGAUCCAUGCCCGUCCUCCACGAACAUUUUGAGCCAGGCUCCAUGAUCAGAGAACUAGAAGCGCAUAAUGAUAUGGUAUCGGCAAUAGAUUUUGACGUCCCCUUCGGAACCAUGGUCAGUGCAGCGUUGGACGAUACAGUCCGGGUGUGGGAUCUAAAUCUCGGUCGAUGCAUGGGAUUUUUGGAAGGACAUCAUGCCUCCGUCCGCUGCUUGCAGGUCGAGGAUAACCUCGUCGCAACGGGAUCCAUGGACGCAUCGAUCCGGCUAUGGGAUCUCAGCCGUGCAAAAUAUGCACCACGGGAUAAUCGCAUUGGUAACCACGAGGAGGAUGACGAGGAGGAUGCGCUUGGGUAUGAAGACCCCGCGGCGGCACCCCCUCCGCCUCCUCCCUCUAGCAUGGAAGAUUGCCGACUCUUCUCCCUCGAAGCACACGUCGAUGAGGUAACGGCCCUUUACUUCCGCGGCGACACGCUCAUAUCAGGGUCGGCGGAUAAAACACUCCGGCAGUGGGAUCUGGUCAAGGGCCGAUGCGUCCAGACGCUCGAUGUCCUCUGGGCUGCGGCGCAGGCCUCAACGUUAUCCUCGAGUGAAAAUCCGUGGCGACCAACCGGCCGGCUCCCGGAUGUGUCAGCGGAUUUUGUCGGCGCAGUGCAAUGCUUCGACGCGGCCUUGGCAUGCGGAACAGCAGACGGGAUGGUACGCUUGUGGGAUCUGCGUAGCGGACAGGUGCACCGUAGUUUGGUGGGACAUACUGGGCCCGUGACGUGUUUGCAAUUUGACGACGUGCAUUUGGUGACGGGGAGCAUGGACCGGAGUGUACGGAUCUGGGACCUCCGAACUGGGUCUAUAUACGACGCGUACGCAUACGACAACCCCAUCACCAGCAUGAUGUUCGACACGCGUCGCAUCGUCUCCGCGGCGGGCGAAGAUGUCGUCAAAGUCUACGACAAGAUAGAGGGGCAGCACUGGAACUGCGGCGCAGGAGUAAUAGCAGCUGGAGAACGCAGGACAGCGUCAAUCGUCGAUCGCGUGCGGAUCAAGGAUGGGUAUAUGACGGAGGGGCGGAGGGAUGGAAUACAGCCAUAUGGCAACCCAUUACUGUACAAAGAUCCACAAUCGCAUCUGGCUUAA
Molecule: messenger RNA, 1572 nt
Organism: Histoplasma mississippiense
Lineage: Eukaryota; Fungi; Ascomycota; Eurotiomycetes; Onygenales; Ajellomycetaceae
Exons: 6
Coding region: 1-1572 (523 amino acids)
Cellular component (GO): preribosome, large subunit precursor
Molecular function (GO): protein binding
Source: RefSeq, a predicted model, not a curated record